AUGGCAAGAGUCAACAACGUUACGAAUACACAUCACACAACGACUGCACCCGUCCUAGAUGCGCUCGUUGUCGUGUAUGGAAACCGGAAAGUAGCCAUCCGGCGCGUCGCAAACUACCAAGCUACGGUGACCUCUAUCAAACGGUCUGUCAGAGCUCUCGCUCAGGUAGCGACCCCGAGCAUUAUCAUCAAGUGCAAUACUCUGCCUGAACAAGACGGGGAAUACAUCGAAAUCUCUGAAGACGCGUGGCCAGAUCUGAUCUUCCGCUCGUAUCUCAAGAAAGUUGAAGUCGAAGUGGAUACCUCGAGUCUUGCACAUGCUGUCCCUGGCGACACACUCGAUCGUUCAAGACAGCCCGGCACCUCCACUCAGAAAGCUAUGAACAUAUCAGUUGUAUCAAUCACUGGAAUGCCCCUCCUCAAAUGCAAGGUUAAUCCCACUACAAGAGCUGGUGGUAUACUCAGCGCCAUAGCCAGUAAGCUUGACGGUGGGCUUUGCGUGAGCGAUAUCGCUUUAGUAUAUGGGAACAUCAACGCCCGCGAGGAGGAUACCAUGGCAGUACUCGGAGUGAAAGAUGGCGAUAGUGUUGCAUAUAGACUCAGGAUGCUUGGGGGGAAACCGGUCAUCUAUCUUCAACCCCCAAGUGCUGGAUCAGCUGUCGACGCUACCGUUCGCCUAUCACUAUCGGAGUCUUGGUCAUUGUCGGCACUGUAUCCUAUACGGCCCGGCUCUACCUACGUCGAUUCAUCCUACGGACAAGAGACUUCAUGGGCCGUGCGCGCGGAUUCGAAUGGCAUGCUCUACGAUAAAGCGACUGAAUCAGAGGUUUCGUACCUCUAUUGGGAGGCUCGCACGAAUCUUCCGCCCCCUCUUACACCGCCCACGUCGCCCAGCUUAACACCAUCCGCAGUUGCAUUCGACCCAUCACGCGCCGAAGUCUCUGCCUCAGACUCUGUCCUUCUUCCAGUGGACAAGAUUCCGGGGUAUUUGGACCGGGUACUGGCUGCGCUAUCCUUGCAUACCGAGGCGCGCACCUCUUUUAUCACCUACUGGCUUCCGUCAAUGUUGAAGCACGCGCACGUUGCUCUCCGCUUCGUACCUCAAUCGGACUACGAGCACGCGGCUCGUCUUACAGUAACUCCAGCGCCAGACAUAGUAACACGUGUCUUCAUGCUGUUCCGCGGCGUAGAGGAGGGCGAGAUGGCCAAUUGGACUGCUGCAGUCGACCGGGCGGAUGAGGACGUCGAGUUCUGGAAGGGCGUAGUUGGCGUCGAUGUGGCAUUGGCGCAGGAUGCCUCGCUCUUUCGAGUGCUCGAAUGGGGUGGAAUGGAGGUCCUCACUCGUUGA
This is a messenger RNA of Peniophora sp. CBMAI 1063, 1347 nucleotides long. Lineage: Eukaryota; Fungi; Basidiomycota; Agaricomycetes; Russulales; Peniophoraceae. The record is from the annotation of a GenBank genome assembly.